Haemonchus placei is the source of this 399-nucleotide messenger RNA. Lineage: Eukaryota; Metazoa; Nematoda; Chromadorea; Rhabditida; Trichostrongylidae. The record is from the annotation of a GenBank genome assembly.
AUGGAUUUAUCAGACGUCAGCGCUAUGUUUGACCAAACCGACAACGCAUCGUCUCCGUCCAACGCCCUAGAGCACGUAGUUGGGCGGCUGCACAGCCUUGAGGCAGCCGUCAACGAACUGCUUAAGCGGUCAGAGCCGCAAUCUUCCCAUAUUUUCUGCCCUGUGGCAGACAACCGCGACGGACACGGACACAAUACGUUGCGGCGCGACCGCUUCCCUGAUGCGGUUGCUAAAAGCAUGCAGGUAGCGAGGCUCGGCCUUUGUGAUCGUUGCCUCAAGCCUGCUCACGACGGUGACGACUGUGGUGUGCAGUGUGCAGCGUGUGGGGGACCACACAAUGUGCUGCUGUGCGCCAACCGAGGACAAGGCGGCCGCGGCUUCAAACGACGACGACCAUGA